Cyprinodon variegatus (sheepshead minnow) is the source of this 2768-nucleotide messenger RNA. RefSeq names its product gastrula zinc finger protein XlCGF57.1-like. Lineage: Eukaryota; Metazoa; Chordata; Actinopteri; Cyprinodontiformes; Cyprinodontidae. The transcript has 2 exons. Gene Ontology annotation, biological process: regulation of transcription by RNA polymerase II. Gene Ontology annotation, cellular component: nucleus. The record is from RefSeq and is a predicted model, not a curated record. Gene Ontology annotation, molecular function: DNA-binding transcription activator activity, RNA polymerase II-specific; RNA polymerase II cis-regulatory region sequence-specific DNA binding. The coding region runs from base 316 to 2241 and encodes 641 amino acids.
CUAAAAUGGAGAGAAGAAAAUGCUUGAGAUUAGGCAGUUGAAUGGAAGGCGUUAUUAUUAGAGUUUUUGGGGAUGUAUUCUGUGGAUUUUGUUGUAAGUCCACCUUUAGUUCAACCUUAAACAGUUUAACAACAAAUAAAAAACAGCUCCUUUCAGUCUCGAAGCAAUAAGCGGGAAGAUAAACCGCGUCAAAGGAGAGGAAAAGGAUUACAGCAGCGGAUUAGGACGGGCUGCCUGGAUGCAACAUUAGCAGCUUCUCCGCCUCAAUUCACCCUACAGACUCAUCUAGGCUUCGUAGAUGAAACGGCAGGAAGAAUGUCUUCAGUUCAGUCCCAGACAGAUUUAAUCGACGCGCAGUUGCGUCCAACUGCAAACAGUUUCACGGACACUCAAGGAAUCUUUAUCAAGGCCGAAGAAAACAUUGAUGAUCAGAGCAGAAUGCUCGAUUCCUCCUGGAGCCCCAAGAUGAUCUCACAGCAAUAUGGCACCCCACAGAUUUCUGUCGUGAAGGAAGAGGUCUUUAAUCAAGAAGGUUCCUCUAACUUGGACCAAGAGGAAGUAGAACCGCUCAGGAUAAAAGAAGAGGAGAAGGAGCUGGAGAUAAAAGAAGAGCAAGAGGAGCUAUCAUACCAGAAAAUAAAAGUAGAGCAUGAUGAACUAGCAUAUCAGGAGAUCAAAAUAGAGCAGGAUGAGAUAGAAUAUCAGGAGAUAAAAGAGGAGCAGGAUGAGUUGGAGUAUCAGGAGAUAAAGGUGGAGCAAGAUGAGGUAGAGUAUCAGGAGAUAAAAGCAGAGGACAACAGUCAAGAUAAAGAUGAAGUUGUGGUAAAGUUGGAGAGUGAUGUCUUCACAAUCACACCUAUUGGUGAUCAAAAAUACCACUCUGAAUUAAACAGACAGCUCAUCUGUCAGUACCCUGCACAGGCUGAGGUCCAAGAGCAAGUAGGAAACUAUCAUGAAGAUUCGCCAUCAAAAAGAAAUGUACAGCGAAAACAGAAAUCUAGGCAGCAUAAGGACAAUGCUAAGAAUACAAAAGAAAAUGGGAUCCAAAAAGUGUAUUCUUGUAGAAUUUGUAAUAGAAAUUUUCCCAAAAACUGCCUAUUGACUAAACACAUGAAAAAUCACACAGACGAGAGGCCUUAUUUAUGUAACAUUUGUGGAAAAAGUUACGGUCGAAAAGAGCAUUUAACUGUACAUAUUAGAACCCACACGGGUGAGAAGCCUUUCUCGUGUAAGAUUUGUGGAAAAGCUUUCAGUCAGAAAUGCAUAUUGACUGAUCACAUGAGCAUUCACACUGGUGAGAGGCCUUUUUUGUGCAAGGUUUGUGGGAAAAGUUUCCGUCUAAAAGCCGAUGUACGCCGUCACAUGCUAACCCACACGGGUGAAAAGCCAUACACUUGUGAGUUUUGUUCAAAAACCUUUUGUCGUAAAGGUCGUUUAAAACUUCACAUGAGCAGUCACACAGGGGACAACCCCUUCUUGUGCAAUAUUUGUGGGGAUCGUUUCUGUGACAAAAGUAAAUUAACGGAUCAUAUGAAAAUUCACAUUGGAGAGAGGCCUUUUACUUGUAAGAUUUGUGGGAAAAGCCUUAGUCGAAAAGGUUGUUUAACCCUACACAUGAAAAUCCACACAGGUGAGAAGCCUUUCUCCUGUGAGAUUUGUGAAAAAACGUUCUGUAAAAAAGAUUUUCUUAUUGUUCACAUGAGAACUCACACAGGUGAGAGGCCUUUUUCAUGCAUGGUUUGCAACAAGUCCUACAUUCAAAAAAGUCACUUGACCGCCCACAUGAGAACUCACACAGGUGAAAAGCCUUUCUCCUGCUCAUUGUGUGGAAAAAGUUUCCAUUACAAACUCAGCUUGACUGAACAUUUAAAUAUUCACACAGGUGAGAGACCAUUCUCAUGCAAGUUAUGUGGAAAAUGUUUCCGUGAAAAAUGUCAUUUAACUGUUCACAUGAGAACUCACACAGGGGAGAAGGCUUUCUCUUGCAUGGUUUGUGAAAAACGUUUCCGUGAAAGAUAUCAUUUAACCGUUCACAUGAAGAUUCACACCGGUGAGAAGCCUUUCUCAUGCAUGGUUUGUGACAAGCGUUUCCGUAAAAAAGGGCAUGUCACAGUUCACAUGAGAAUCCACACCGGGGAGAAGCCGUAUGCGUGCAAGAUCUGUGAGAAACGUUUCUGUAAAAAAUGUAAUCUAAAUCUUCAUAUGAAAACUCAUACGGGUGAGAAUUCUGUCUCAUGCUAGUUAUCGGGAAAAACAUUGCAUGGAGAUUUUAAACUUAAACACCAUGAUUGACACAGAUGAGAGGCCCUUUUCAUUAAGGAUUUAUAGAGAAGAGAGCCAAUUGAAUCAACCGCAGUGAAGUUUCACCAGUUUGCUAAAAAGUAAGGCAACUGUAAAUAAGAGGAUUUGCUCAGGCUAGAUCCCUUAGUGAUGUAUGAUCUGUGGAAAAUGUUUAGUUAAUUUAGUCCAACAGCCUCUCUUGAGUAGAAAUGUUACAGCAUAUUUCACAAAAAAAAAGUUUUCUUGUGUAUAUGUAAUGUAAAUAUUUCUUAAAUAAAAAAUUAACUCAUAAAUGAACCUUUAAACUUCAAAUAAGUUUUCAAGUGUAAGAUGAAAACUUUUGUGUGGUAAUCAUUUCCAGAAAAGAUCUAAGUUUUGUUAAAUUGCCUAAGAAAAGUUUUUUUUUCUUGAUUCUGCUCUUUCCUGUUAAAGCUUAUUUGUGCACAUUUCUAGUCUUUGAUGAAUGAACCCCAACUAACUGGAGACAU